CAUUUUAUUCCACUUGCUCAUUACUUAUGGGAGGCCAGAAUAUUUUCCAUAGACUGGUAGACUGUUUAGCUACUUUACAACACCCAGAGUUGCUAAUCAGCAUUGUUUCAAACAUGUGUUCAUAUGUCAACACUUUUGCCUCUGUCAGAAAGUUAAAUAUGGAAACUUUUUUUUUUCCUUUAAGAAAUCAGAAAUCCAAAUAAGGAGAUCACAUAGCACUACAGAUUCCUCUAGUGAAUCCAUUCCAACUCGUUCCUUAGAAAGGCUGCACAUGAAAGAUCAAGGGGGCCACUAGGGACUUGGUCUCAAUCCAAAAUAUCCAGUAAGGGUCUUUCAGAGUUUAAAAUUAUCUCAAAUCAUUCAAGUGCUCACUCUACUGCAUCGGCAGGGCUGUACUCAUCUUCCUUCUCCACUUCAGUACCUUUAGAAGAAACUACCAUUCUGUUCUUCACAAGAUCUUCAGUUUUGUCAAAGACAACACUAUACUGUAACAAAAAUGGAAGCUAUCAAGAAAAAGAUGCAGAUGCUAAAGUUAGAUAAGGAGAAUGCCAUUGACAGAGCAGAACAGGCUGAAGCAGACAAGAAGGCAGCAGAGGACAAGUGCAAACAGGUAGAAGAUGAGCUAAUGGCCCUGCAGAAGAAGUUGAAAGGAACUGAAGAUGAAUUGGACAAAUACUCAGAAGCUCUUAAAGAUGCCCAGGAAAAACUGGAGCAGACUGAAAAGAAGGCAACAGAUGCUGAAGGUGAAGUGGCAGCUUUGAACAGACGCAUCCAACUAGUGGAGGAGGAGUUGGAUCGUGCCCAAGAACGCUUGGCCACAGCCCUGCAGAAGCUGGAGGAGGCAGAAAAAGCAGCUGAUGAGAGCGAGAGAGGUAUGAAGGUUAUUGAAAACAGAGCAAUGAAGGAUGAAGAGAAGAUGGAAAUUCAGGAGAUGCAGCUGAAAGAGGCGAAGCAUAUUGCUGAAGAGGCUGAUCGCAAAUAUGAGGAGGUUGCCCGUAAACUGGUCAUUCUGGAAGGUGAACUCGAGAGAGCUGAGGAACGUGCUGAGGUGUCGGAACUUAAAUGCAGUGACCUUGAAGAGGAACUAAAGAACGUUACUAACAACCUGAAGUCCCUGGAGGCUCAGUCAGAGAAGUACUCUGAAAAAGAAGAUAAAUAUGAAGAAGAAAUCAAGCUUCUCUCUGACAAACUCAAGGAGGCUGAAACCCGUGCUGAGUUUGCAGAAAGAAGUGUUGCUAAACUGGAAAAAUCUAUUGAUGAUCUGGAAGAUGAGCUGUAUGCUCAGAAGUUAAAGUACAAAGCUAUCAGCGAGGAACUUGACCAUGCUCUUAACGAUAUGACCUCUUUGUAACUAGCAAUUCUCCUAGCUUUGUUCGAUGCUCUUUAAAAAUUUUCGGCCUGUAAUGCCGAUCUCUGCACGCAACCCUUAACAUCAAACUUUUAGCUUGUUCUGUAAAAACUGAUUUAAAUAAAAACAACUUUAUCUUGCUGCCUGUGAA
This is a messenger RNA of Gavialis gangeticus (Gharial), 1499 nucleotides long. RefSeq names its product tropomyosin 4 (gene TPM4). Gene Ontology annotation, molecular function: actin filament binding. The transcript has 9 exons. The record is from RefSeq and is a predicted model, not a curated record. NCBI's taxonomy places the organism in Eukaryota, Metazoa, Chordata, Crocodylia, Gavialidae. Gene Ontology annotation, cellular component: actin filament. Bases 497 to 1351 code for a protein of 284 amino acids. Gene Ontology annotation, biological process: muscle contraction; actin filament organization.